Plodia interpunctella (Indianmeal moth) is the source of this 3380-nucleotide messenger RNA. Its product is annotated as exostosin-3-like. The coding region runs from base 700 to 3189 and encodes 829 amino acids. The transcript has 9 exons. NCBI's taxonomy places the organism in Eukaryota, Metazoa, Arthropoda, Insecta, Lepidoptera, Pyralidae. The record is from RefSeq and is a predicted model, not a curated record. Gene Ontology annotation, cellular component: membrane. Gene Ontology annotation, molecular function: glycosyltransferase activity.
GUAAAAAAAUAUACAAAAGAAACAAUGCACAGAUGGCUUUUCAGGAUAGCCUGUCCUAUGCAUACGAUGACAGUAGGACAUAAAGGUACAAUUUUGAAAAAUUGACACAUUUAUUUAUUUAAUGAAAUAAUAAAAUUUUAUAUUGCUCAACUAUAGCGAUUAUUAUGUUCAUAUUAAAUGUUAAAGAUACCUAAUAAUUAAUAAAUAAAAGUUAUACAUGUUUCUUUAUUGCCAUGUCUCUUGAAAUCGAAUUUUAAUGACAAAGCAUUGUAUUAUUAUUAUAUUGAUAUUACCUAUUUAUUAUUUUCAUUGCCCUAUAUGUUUAAGGGACGGUCGAUUUAUCUGGAUUAUAUGGCGUAUUCGACAGGACUUUAACCUAUUUGAGUAACACGUACACAUUAACUUCUAAAUGCAAAAUGUAUACUCGCUACAAUGUACAAAACCGCAAUAUAUUAUGUCUUAUCAAUGUAGGCAACGUUGAGUUCUCCUCAAUUAAGUGCACUUGAUUAGAACUGCGCAAUUACAGUAAUAAGUUACAAGGACUAUAUAUAAUCAAUCAUACGCACACAAUGUUUAGUACUAUUCGUAAUAAAGUCUUUACAAAUUUUCUGAAAUGGUUCUUUAUCUAGUUCAGUAACAUCAGACGUCAGAAGUGUAAAUCUCUCACACAGAAAAUGUAGAAUAGCGUACUCUGGAACAAUGAGAUCAAAGAAGUAUGUAAUGGAAAAUGAUCACUACCAGAAAAUGUCGCUACACGAACGAAUACUAUUGUGGUGGCAUAAGAGAAAGUUACGUAUGAUCGUUAUAAUCACAAUAGUUUUCGUAUUAACGAUGUACUAUCGUAAUAAUAUGGCUAAUUUUGGGGAAUUAAAGCACAAAGAAAAUAAGAAUGAACUACUUGUACCGUUAGCUAUUCCAAUUGUAGGGAAGAUAGAACCGACAAGUGACCCGAGCAAGAGCCAAGCAACACCAAUCAUAUCAUCUACAUAUAAUACAUCAUCUGAGAAAAAACUAAAUGUUCCAAAAGCUGCCCCCAAUUUACCAUCUGAAAUCCUUUUCUCUAAGCCUAUUGAGCCUUGCAAGAUGUUUUCUUGCUUUAACCACGGUCGCUGUAACAUCACAGGCGGGUUCCCCGUGUAUUUAUACGAUCUGAUGAUACCCUAUCCUGUCACCAACCGGAUCACGAGUUAUCAUUUGAGGCAGAUGUUGAGUUCCAAUUAUUUACUUACAACAGAUCCCAUUUCAGCUUGCAUAUAUGUUGCACUUGUUGGCGAAUAUAGUUAUAGUGACAAAAGUAACAUGUCAAAAGUAUCACACAAAUUUUCAAAUGAGAGCACUUUAAGGAAGUUGAGGUUUUGGCGACGCGCUGGUCGUAACCAUGUUUUGAUAAAUCUGGCGCAAACCAGAUUCCCAGAAGAUUCUGGAGAUGCAAUACUAGCUCAGACCACUUUCAAGCAAAACCACUUCCGACCAGGCUUUGAUGUCGUCAUUCCUCCAAUCUUUGGCCCCAUCAGCGGGGAUGUGUGGGCCCAGAUUACACCUAUAUCAACGCCUAAGAGAAGAUUUAUUCUCAGUUUUCAGGGCGUACCUGCUGAGAUGAAAUCAAGCCAACACCUUGGAACACUUAUACGGAUUUUAUCCAAAUUGGGAAAAACACGUACUCAAAUCAAUGGAUUUUAUAUACAAUUUCAAUGUGAAAUUAUUGAUAAAAAAUUUGACCCUAUUUCAGACUGGUCAUUAUGUGGUAAUCGUGAGUCUAGAAGAAAACUACUGAGGAAGUCUACUUUUGUCCUUAUAAUUACACCAGACACGCAUGUUUCAACUUAUUUACUACAAACGAGAUUAUUCGAAGCUUUAGAAUCUGGUGCGAUUCCAGUCGUACUUGGGGGGGACCGGAUCCAUCUGCCUUACGAGGAAGUAUUAGAUUGGCGUAAAGCAGUAAUUUCAUUAUCCAUAUACAGAGUCACGGAGCUGCGUUUGGUUUUAAGCACCAUAUCGUACGAAGACAUCCUGGCGUUUCGGAGACAAGGUCGUAUGUUGUGGGAGAGAUAUUUAGGAUCCAUGCAAGUGGUUUUAGACACUUUGCUAGGAGUAAUCCGAAGCAGGUUAAAUAUCCCACCGCGACCGAUAUCACCAAUGUUUGCUUCUGUUCAGAAAUAUGAGACUCCAAAUAUAACAAAAGUUGGUGGGAUACCGUCGAAGUGUUUCAAGAGGAACUUCACAGUUGGUUUGCUGAAUGGCUAUGAGCAGUGGAAUGUGUGGGGGGAUCCUUUUGUGCUGUACCCUCAUUUACCGUGGGAUCCUAUAAACCUUCCAAAACCCCGGUUCGUGGACUGGUCUGUAAAACCACAUUUCCACAAAUCGUGCAACGAGCUGGCGGGCGACUACCCUGUUGAACAAUUUACAGUUGUUUUACUGACUUAUGACAGGCCAACUAUGCUGUCCCAUGCUCUUGACGCGCUUUCGGCAAUGCCAUAUUUGAAUAAGAUCAUAGUUGUUAGCAACGGACCGAAAAAGCCGUCAAUGUCAGAUUGGCCUAAGACUGGGGCUCCUAUAGUCCUGGUUCGGGGCAAGAGGAACUCCUUAAACAACCGGUUUCUUCCUUACCACUUGAUAGAAACAGAAGCGGUGUUCAGUGUGGAUGACGACGCUGUGCCAAUGACAAAAGAUAUCUAUUUUGCUUUCAAAGUAUGGCGUGAACAUAGAGAUCAAAUUGUUGGUUUCUUUGGUCGAAAUUACGAAUGGGACACGAAAAAGAAUAAGGGAUUCACAUAUAGCAACAGAUAUAAGAAGCGUAGUAAAAAGACAAAUAUAGCACAGUUGUGUGAAGUCAGCAUGGUUCUCACGGGUGCGGCGUUUAUUCACCGCUACUAUAUGUGGGCUUACUGGCGUAUACUGCCACAGGCUAUGAGGGAUUACGUAGACGAACUCAUGAACUGUGAAGACAUCGCUAUGAAUUUUCUAGUCUCGCAUAUUACAAGAAAGCCACCGGUUAAGCCUGCGGCCCAAGGAACCAUGCAAUCGAAUAGCAGUGGAUCAUACAGGAAAUUGUCGCACAGUAAAUAUCACUAUAGAGACAGACAUAAAUGUUUGCAAUUUUUUACAAAGGUUAUGGGCUACAAUCCGCUGCUCACCACACAUUUUCGUCUGAAGUCUUUCCGAAAGAUGCCAUUAGACGAACAGUUUUAAGGAUGAAAUCGACAAUCAAUUACCUACCAAACACUCGACAUUGAAUCACAGCUCAAUUUCAAUUAAGUUGUAUUUUAAACCGAAGACCAAAACUAUAAACUAAUAAUAUAGAUUUCCAUAAAACUUACCGGCCCAAUUCUCCGGAAAACAAUGAUUUUUUUUUUUAUUCGGUGGACUUCAGGACAUAAGCC